Teleopsis dalmanni is the source of this 3611-nucleotide messenger RNA. Its product is annotated as CDK5 and ABL1 enzyme substrate 1-like. Lineage: Eukaryota; Metazoa; Arthropoda; Insecta; Diptera; Diopsidae. The record is from RefSeq and is a predicted model, not a curated record. Gene Ontology annotation, biological process: regulation of cell cycle.
UGUUUAAUGUUAAAACAGAAUAUAACAAAGUGCAAAAACUUGCAUUUGUAAUUUUGCAAUUUUUUUAAAUUUUAUAAACAAAACUCCGAGCUGGCAGCACUUCGUCGUUGGUUUGUCAUAUGUUGCAAAUGAAAACAAUUUUUUUGUCUCAUCUACGCACACAUUGCAAAUCGUGAGUAUUUAUUUGCAAUUGAAGAACGGAAAAUUUUCACUUUAACCAGAAUUUUGAUACAAGCAGUUUCGCGCUUAACAAUAAAGAGUUUAACGGUUCUACAGUAAAAAGUUCGUGAUUUCUUUGAGUAAAAAAUUAAAAUUAAAUUUUUUUUUAGUUUAUCAAAAUAAAUUCAUUUUUAAAGAAAAUAAAGUGAAAAUGCAAUGAGACACGUUAGUGGAGUUGUGUUAAGCAGUGAGCAUAAAAAGUUUUGUAAUUUUUGAAGCAAUAAUUUAACCCUUUUGUGGAAAAUGAACUCUGACUCAUUUCAUGUUUGCAAAAAUUUAAAAAAAACCAACAAAACUCGUACGCAUUAAAAGAUUCAAAAUAAAUUUGUUGGAUACAAUUUGCAUGAUUUGCUCUCUCCGCAACGAGUAGAGGAAAAACGUUUUUAUUUAUUUUCUUUUGGCAACUUAAUUUUCCGGUAAAGUCGGCAGAGUCUGCAAACAGUAACACGGCGUUCAACUUUAAAAAUUUUGUGAAAAUCAGGAAAAAGAUUUUAUUUUAUUAGAAGUGCAAUAAAUAAAUAAAAGAAAAAACAAGAAAACAAAGCUUCAAAAUGUCUCGUUUAAGUAAUUUGUUUAAUAAUUUUAAAAUGUCAAAUUUAAAGACUAAAAAUUUUAUGUGAUAUUCACCAUUUGAGGCUGACGCAACGGAGAAAAAUGUAUAAACAGUAAAAAAAGUUCCAGAUUUAAUAUUAGAAUUAUCGAUAAAAGUUUCUCAGUGAAACACACAAAAAAAAGAAUUAUAAACUCAUUAAAAAGAUUUUAGGUAAAAAAAUCUUUGUAAAUUACGUUUUAAACUAAAACAAAUACGGAAAAGUGUCCAAGUCUACACCAGCUUUCAGUUUUAAAGAAAGUCUACAAGAAAAUCAGGGGUACAUGCAAGCAGUAUUUAAACUACUUAAUUUUCAUAAAAUCGAGUAAAUAUUAUUAAAUAUCGAAUAAUUAUAUCCUCGUGAAAUAUUAGUUAAAAAUAUAAAAAAUUUGAUUUGUAAUUCCAACUACAUUAUCAAUAGGUUUCAUACGGUCCGGUCAAGUCAUAUAGGAUAAGUAAAAUCAUCGAAAAUAGUUUCAAGUAAAGAAAAAGUUAUUAAAGUGAAAUAAAAUUCGAAAUAAAAAUCAAUUGAUUAAAAAUUCAUUAAAUAUUUGACAAAUUCAGAUUAGAGCUAUAGACUCACCAAUAUUUUGUUUCGUUCCGUGAUAUUCGGUUAGAAAUAAAAGUACUUUUAAAUUCUGCAUUGAAUUUUCCAACACAACACUAAUUUUCACAAAACUUCGUUACUGCCUAAUGGCAAGUUCGUUCAAUAAAACGAGACACAGGCGCAGAUUGGCUGCGAUCUCGUUCCUAUCGAAUAUUUCAUUAGAUGGCACACAUAGGGAUACUAAACUUGGAGCAACAAUUGGCAUCUGUGGAGCAGGUGCAAGCUAUAACGCAACGGCAAAGGGAUUACAGGGCAACGCAACAACUGACGGCUGCAACGACGGUACUUACCACGCUCAACAGAAAUAUCAUCAUAAUACCACAUCAUCAUAUCCAUAUCAACAGCAGCAACAUUUCCAACAACGUCAUUAUCAUCAACAGCAUUUUCCCGAUAAUCAAUAUAACAAACAGCAGCAACAACAGAAAUCACAACAAAAUGGUAACAGCUAUAUUGGGAGAGUUGGGCCAACAUCAGCGUCCAGUACUUUAUUCACUGGGUGCGAUGAUGCGAAUAUGGACAUACUUGGUGGUAGUGGAGAUAGUGCAGGUAGUGUCGAUGGUGAUGGGCAUUUUAGUGAAAUUGAGAAUAUGGGUCAACACUUGAUAAAUACUCAAUAUGGCAACGCUAGAGGCGAUGUUGGUAUUAAAGCAAAAACAGCAGCAGCCGAUAAAUCACUUACGGCAAUGUUGGCAACAGGUUCUAUGGCGGAGAAGCGCAAUGCUAAGCGACCGCAAGCUAAUGGUCGACAUCAAGGCAAUCAGAAUUGCAAACAAACUUCUUCUGGCCUAAUGGGCAGUGGCAAUAAUAGUUAUAAUAGAAAUUAUCAACAACAACAGCAUAAUCAUCAGAUCGCUGGUGGUAGUGGCGGCUCGGGUGCUGAAAGUGGCAGCGAUUCUGAUAGCAUGAAGAUACCAAUGAAGGUAUCCAACUUUGGAACUGGUAUAUUGAUGCCAUUGCGAGAAAGUUAUAUCGCGGCAGAAAGGCAAAUGGUGUUUCACAUACGACACUACAAAUCGUAACAGUGCAUCCAGUCCAUCACCUGACAUCAAAUUAGACUUGGAUGAAAAUCUGCUUAUAGGAGGCAGUGAUGCUGGGCGUGGUUUAUCUUAUCAACAAUAUUCGGCUAAUAUACUGGAUGAUCCCGAAUUGAUUGCUGGCAAGCAUCGCACUUUAUUGACAUUCACUUCUUACAUGACUUCGGUUAUUGAUUACGUGCGUCCUUCGGACUUGAAAAAGGAACUUAAUGAUAAGUUUCGAGAGAAAUUUCCGCAUAUACAGUUGACUUUAAGUAAACUAAGAAGUAUCAAACGUGAAAUGCGGCGUAUCAAUAAAAUCGAUAAUCGUAUUGAUUUGGUUACUAUAUCUCAAGCAUACGUUUACUUUGAGAAAUUGAUUUUGGCUAAUUUAAUCAACAAAGACAAUCGAAAACUGUGUGCCGGAGCUUGUCUCUUGUUGAGUGCCAAAAUGAAUGAUGUGAAAGGUGAAUCAUUAAAGAGUUUAAUUGAGAAAACGGAAAACAUAUUUCGUGUAAAUCGUAAGGAGUUGAUUGCUUCAGAAUUUGCUGUGCUAGUGGCACUGGAAUUCAGUCUGCAUGUACCAUUGCACGAAGUGUUACCACACUAUCAACGUUUGCUUUACGAAUCAUAGAAUUGGCCUAAACGCUUUAUUGAAAAGCGUAUAACCGCUACAACGCGUUACUAUUUUCGGCGUAAGAGCACCAGGAAAUGAAGUACUGGUUCUGUUUUUGGAGUUAACGAUUUUUAUAAUUAAACGAAUUUCUUUUUAUACUACUUUGGUGCACAGGGUUUUUUGUUAAAUUUAAUUUAAUUUCUUUUUGUUAUAUACAAUAUUUUGUGACAUUUUUACGUAAUUUAAUAUGUUUACAGAUUUUUUUUACAAUGAUUUUACUUAAUAGUUUAGUGCAUGUUAAUAUAUUGUUUUUAUUUACAAGUAUUUUUAUAACUAUUAAUAAUAACUAGUGUUAGUUUAUAAUUUUUACAAAAUCAAUUUAACAUUUUAUAGAUUAAAAGAUUUUAUACGAUAGUGGUUAUAUGGUUAAGAAUAAUGAUAAAAUUUAUAUAUUGGAAUUUUUCUAUGUAAUGAUAUUACAACGGUUAUUUUAUAAAUAUCAUACAUCUGUAGUUUUCCUAGUAAAAGUUAUAAAACAGAAAUCAACACUUUUAAACGAAAAAAAAA